This is a messenger RNA of Nothobranchius furzeri (turquoise killifish), 5807 nucleotides long. Its product is annotated as protein AF-17. Lineage: Eukaryota; Metazoa; Chordata; Actinopteri; Cyprinodontiformes; Nothobranchiidae. Gene Ontology annotation, biological process: regulation of transcription by RNA polymerase II. Gene Ontology annotation, cellular component: nucleus. The record is from RefSeq and is a predicted model, not a curated record. Gene Ontology annotation, molecular function: nucleosome binding; histone binding.
CGCUGAGCUGCUAAAACAAGAGAAGCAGGUCAGAUUAUUUAAUCCCAAUAAUUUGGUACAAAUGUCAUGUUUACUGUCAGAGUUUGAGGAGGUCCGGGCUCUGAAGUUGCUCCCUUCGCCUUGACUUCUGAUUCCGACCCGGAGGAAUCAGCUGUGAGCAUGCGCACUGCUUCGGGAGGACAUCACGGAGAAAACGUAGAAGCAGCAGAAUUUUACACACCGAGAUUUGGUUUCCCCGCUGCGCCCAAACUGCGCGUCCGACGCGGAGCACGACGAUGCCCGGUGCGGCGUUGAGGUGCGGGGCGACCACCUGACAAGGCCCCGCCGAGGUUCGAGUCGUCGUCCGGAGGGGAAAUUUAUUUCUUCGUAUGGGAGCAGCAUGCGGGAAAUGGUCGGAGGUUGCUGCGUGUGUUCAGACGAGCGAGGCUGGGCUGAGAACCCGCUGGUUUACUGUGAUGGACAUGGCUGCACCGUCGCCGUUCACCAGGCGUGCUACGGUAUUGUCCAAGUUCCCACCGGGCCGUGGUUCUGCAGGAAGUGUGAAUCCCAGGAACGUGCGGCGCGCGUGAGGUGUGAACUGUGUCCACACAAAGAUGGAGCCCUUAAGAGGACGGACAGUGGUGGCUGGGCCCACGUCGUGUGUGCGCUCUACAUCCCAGAGGUGCAGUUCGCUAACGUCCUCACCAUGGAGCCCAUCAUCCUGCAGUACGUCCCCCAUGAGAGAUACAUUAAGACUUGUUAUAUCUGCGAGGACCACGGGAGAGAGAGCAAGGCGGCCUGUGGAGCCUGCAUGACCUGCAACAGACAGGGCUGCAGACAAGCUUUCCACGUGACCUGCGCUCAGAUGGCUGGCCUGCUGUGUGAGGAGGAAGGUCCAGAGGCUGACAACGUGAAGUACUGCGGCUACUGCAAACACCAUUAUAACAAAAUGCAGAAGAAGUUGCGCUCAAGUGAAAAUGCCGGCAGCUCCUUCAGUCAUUCCAGAGGGCGCUCCAGCUCUCCAUCCCAGGACAAACAACACCACCAUCACAAACCGAGGAGGAGUCACAAGGACAAGAAUCGUCAAAAAGAGCGAUACAAGAAGUCCACAGAAAGCCUGAGCUCCUCCGUGACAUCAGCAAGCGGCGUAGAAAAGAUCACCUCCAGUCACCAUAGCAACAAGGACAGUGAUGGAAAAUCCAAGAAGCUGAGCUCCCACAGUCACAGUCAUCACAGCAAGAAGACAGGAAGCACAGGCAAGAGCUGCUCCUCCUCCUCCUGCUCCUCCAGUCCCUUCAACACGGGGGGCGCCCUGUCGGCUGCUCAGGACUUUGAUCAGUUCUCAUCUUCCUCCCGCAUGGAGCACGACCGCGGAGGAGAUGACCACAGCAGGGAGAAGCGCAGUGAGCGUCACAGGAGGUCUGCAGUGCACAAGGAGGAGGAGGAUGUGGAGGAGGAGGAAAAAGAAGAUGACAAGGAUGAGGAGGAGGAAGAGGAGGACAGUAAAUAUCAUAAGCCACCGGCGUUGACUCCUGCCGAUUGCCCCCUAACAGGCUCACAAAGUCACGAGCGGGCGGAGGGCACCUCCAGCCCCUUUGAGAAUAAAGUCACCAUCUCCACCUUUGGCUCCAUCAUGCGCAUCACCUCCUCAUCGUCACUCGGCAGCAGCAGCAAGGUCCGCAAGAUCUCCUCUUCGGCAGACUACAAACCCUCAAAAACUCUCGGCAAGCUGUCUCAAAUGAGUGCGCCUCCUAUCUUGGAGGAGGCCCCCCUGAAGGAGAAGGCCGCACCCCCACCGCCACUGCCGCUGCCCCGUGAGUGGAGGCACCACGGCAACAAGAAGAGCCGCCAUGGUCCGGGUCGUCCGCGGGGGAGCAAAAACCGAAAGAGUAGGGAGGAGGAUCAUCAUCGCCACCAUCACCCCCCCACAGCACCUCCUCCUCCAGCUCUGAGCUCCUCUCUCUAUCCGAGCCCAUCCUUCCCGUCGACACUUCCGCCCACCUCUUCCUCCUCGUCUUUCUCCUCCUCCUCUGUGGGGAGUUUUUCUGCAGGUCGCGGUAACGCUCUGCUCGGCUCUGAUGUCUAUCCAAGCCUCAAGGACCCUCUCACACUGGGCGGGGGUGUCUGCAGCAGCCCCCUGUCCUUGGGUGGGGGUGUGUGUAGCACCUCCUCGUCUCUGGGAGGGGGGAUGUCUAGCACCUCCCUGUCCUCGGGACUCCUUCCAUCCUCCCUUUCUCUUCCGUCCGUCGGCGCCGCCUCGAACACGCAGGUCCAUCCAGGUUCCAGCGCCUCCUACAGCCUGAACUCCUCUCAGCCUUUUGCCAGCGGUCUCUCCUCCUCCUCCAACCUGCCGCCUCUCCUGAGCCAAGCCCAGACGUCACUGCCAGAGGCCGACCUCGACGACUGUCGCUUCCCGUGUCAGGGGAACUCGCCGAGAGAGAGCCUUUCCUCGCAGUCCCCCAUGAGCUGUCUUCCCCUGCUGUUUGACCAGAGAGACGGGUUGGGCUCUGGAGUCAGAAGCCGUCCGGAAAACGUCCCUCCUGCCAGCUCCCACAUCGAGCUUCUGCUGGAGAAACAUGGAAACGGGGAGAUGGGAGUCAACAUCGUGGAGAUGCUUCAGUCGCUCCACUCCCUACAGCAGGAGAACCAGCGGCUCCAGGACCAGAUCCUCGGCCUGACGGCUAAGAAGGAGCGCCUGCAGCUGCUCAACACGGAGCUGGCUUCGCCCUUCCAGCCCCACGUUCAGUCAGCGUCCCACCACACGUCCGCCCCGAUCAGCUUCCUGUCCUCCUCCCAAGAUGCCCUCGGCACCAAUAAGAGCCCGCUCCCCAAAAGCUGCUUCCUGAACGACGUCUCCUUCGUUACCUCGUCAGAGGAGCUUCACUCUGGAAGUCCGUCCCGCAGCAGCUCGUCGCUCUCCUUCCAGGGUACUCCUCCUCCCCAGCCGAGCCCCGCCUCCUUCGGCCAGCCCCUGCUGAACGGGCUGAAUCGGGGAGCGACCGACGGUUUGGGGAGCGCCGGCUUUGCUGUGGUGGGUGGGCUCAUGGCGUCCCUCGCAGGAAGUCCUCAGCUGAACAUGAACGGCGUGAUCCAGUCUCCCGCCCACAGCGCUCCGCAGCCGGGGCUCCCCACGCUGCGUCCCCAGCCGCCGCCGCUCAACCCUCAGAUGCUGAAUCAGAGCUUUCAGCUUCCCAAGAGCGCCAGCCCGUCCUCUCUUCUGUCGGAGCAGCAGCAGCUCCAGCAGUUCCUCAUCUCACAGAACUUCACGCCGGAGCAGCAGGUGUUGGUUUGUCAGAUGCUGCAGCAUCAGAGACAGAGGGAGCUACAGCGCCUCACGCUGACCGGAGCGCUCGCCUCCACCCCAAACUCACCCAUGAUCGCUCAGUCUCCCAGCCUGUUGUCCUCGGCCACGGCCUCCCCCCUGCAGGGAGGCCAAGGAGGCGGCCUCUUCGGUCUGCAAGACAGCGUGCUCCACAAACCCGGGGCUCUAGGAGAGAAAGGAGGAGACAAGAAUGGCUGAUGUUUCCUGGUGACUUCCUGUAGGCGCAGCUCAGAUGAAGAAAUCUGCAAAGUUCAUGAAGUACUGAGGUCAACUCUUCCUCGUCUGGCAUCUUCAUCUGACAAACGUAUAUGAAUGUAAAACAGGACGUGGCGGUGGAGCGUCUCUUUGUCUUUUUUUUUAAGAAUAGAGUUUUUAUUUUUAUUUUUUUACGUUUUUUUUUCCUGGGCAGCUUUCAGAGAACAUGAGUACGGUGGUCUCUCCUUAAAUUGCACUAAUUUAGCUCGACCAAUGGGGCUGCUUCUGAAGCUCACCACUGCAGGAGGUGGGUGGGCUUUUAUUUUGAAGUUUUUCCAGCACUGAGAUCUCCUUCCACCAUUCAAACCAGUGUUUCCAGUCAAUCCGAGAGGAAAACAGACUUCUGCCGCUUGGAGCAACCUCAGCUGUCUUCCUUCAGACUCGGUCUUCCCGUUUGAGUUCCUCCCGGUUCCGUCCAGAUCUUCGGUCUGUCGCAGGCACUUCCUGUUGUGUAAAGAUGAAUAUAGUCAUGUUGAUGUGUGGUUAGUGGCAUUUCCUCGUUAAGAUAGUUAUUACCUCAGACUCUCAGCCAGCUACCCUCCGUCGUGAUCUUGUGUUACCGCGAUAGCCUUCAGUGGAUAGAAAUACCCACCAAAAACUCUUGUAAGUGUAAAAAGUCGGCAUGUCGUCAGCGGGUUUAAAUCCACACCACCACCAGAGUUUCUACAGAUCUUUAUUUCCUUCCAGUUGCUGUGGAGAUUAAGCAGAUAAAACCAAACAUUUGGAGAGCGUUUGAGAGAAAACCAGUUCUUUUUCUGAACGUCUUGCACUUUGCAUGUUGACAGACGCGGUACUCCCUAAAGGACGUUGCGUAGGCAGGUUUAUGAUUUGUGAGGGUUUUUUUUUUUUUGCACCCUGUCCUGAAGUUUUCGUGUUACUUCCACAGAUAACUAGAUGUUUUUUUAGCAAUACUGGAUAGAUGAUGCCUUAAUGAUGGUAGAUUCACAGAAAGGCCCACGGGUUCACGCUGUCCUCCUCUCGUUGUUGUUUUUUUUACCUCGGGUCUUCGACGGAGUCGUUUUCUUUUUAAAUAAACUACUUUCUACUUUUGAUAACUGACUUUAAAGACUUCAAACGGCUGAAGCGUGUGAAUAAAACAUACAACUGUUGGAACUUUUUUGUGUUUAAAUGCAGAAACUCUUUAGGAUUUUUUAUGCUUCAGAAAACUGGAGAGUUGAGCUCAACUCUGUUUGUGGCAGGGGCGUGUCCAGGGAGUGGCCUGGGGUAGCACAUGCCACCCUUGGAAUCUGAUUGGCCACCCCAGGUACCACCACACUCAUUGUCCACAAAAGGCUUGGGGGUAAAACAAAAAAAGCAUAACCAUUGGUGCCACCCAUGCACAAAGUUGUGCCUCACCUGGGCCACCCCAUUUUAAAAGAUCUGGACACGCCCCUGGUUUGUGAUACGUAAUGUGAUGUUCUCAGCACUGACGGGACGGCGAAACUCCAGCAUAGAGUCCAGCCUUCCUGGUUUUUCCAGAACGAUUUCCCUCCAGCUCCUCGGCAGACCGUCUCCUUGGCCUUUUCCACACCUUUUCUCUCUUCCGUUUUGCAGUUUUGAACGUUAUCUCGUGUGAUGUUUAGUUUCUGUAGCAGCAGCAGCAGCUCACUAGUUACAUACUGUAGCAGCGACGGAAGGAAAACGUCGAUUUUAUAAAGGUAAUAGGUGUGUUAUAAACUAUAAAAAAGAAAGCGAGUCCAGCCACGAAGAGUGGAGCGAAGGAUUUCUGAAGCCGUUUCUUUUGUCACGUUGCACUGGGGCUCCUGGAGCCCACAUGUAAAUUCCUUUUUAGGCCUUUUUUUUCCAGUUUAGUUCAAGUUGUAAACUUUAAAAUGUGUAAAAACACACACUCAUCGUUUUAAGCUUUGAGGUUUUUUGGGUAACCGCGAUAAUCCAUGUUCUGAAUGUCGUACUGUGUACCUUUUAUGUUGCAGCAUUUAAGCACCUGGCUCUAAACGAGGCUUCACCUGUCGGGAUAUGAAAUGCAUGAAAUGCAGUGACGUCUCUCAAAUAAAUGGCUACGUACCAAGUAAUAACUAUGCAUCAUUUUAAAUGCAUCGUUCCCUGAAAAAGAAAAUGAAACUAGCACUGAGUUAUAAAGGAAAGCACGUUGUGGCUGUACAGUGUAUUUGUUUGACAGAAUUGAAAUUCGACAAUAUUCAGAUUAAAUCCCUGUAAAGAAUUUUGAUAUUUUUGUGUGUAAAAUUAAAAGACAACUUUUUUGUCAAUAAAUGUAUUUUGCUGAGUUGUC